Molecule: messenger RNA, 2078 nt
Organism: Anastrepha ludens (Mexican fruit fly)
Lineage: Eukaryota; Metazoa; Arthropoda; Insecta; Diptera; Tephritidae
Exons: 2
Coding region: 486-1997 (503 amino acids)
Source: RefSeq, a predicted model, not a curated record
AUACAUACACACAUACCAAUUAAGCGCUCUUAUUUUAAUCAUUUUGCCUAUUACUUAUAUUCGUUUCUAAUUUACUGUAACAUCUUGUACAUACAUUUUUGCUAUAUAAGGUCCUACUCAACUUAUGUAUAUUACCAUUAGAAAAAAUACACUAGCGAAAUAAAGUGAAUUCGAAGUCAAGACAAAUCAGUCUUCCGACUCUUAACAUUGGUGACCCCGACGUGAUCAUACAUUUGAUACGUCGUACAAACAAAACAAAAACAAAAAACAAAAAACUAAUAAGCAAACGUUGUUGCUCAUCUUAAGUACCGUGUGCUUAAGUACAUUCACCUGCAUAACCGUUGCAUACACGGUCAGCUACCUUGGCCUACCGGACUUGCAUUUACUUUUGCAGCUGUAAACUCACGCCAUCCUACCGCUAACUUAGUACUGUAUACCGCAUACAGUUGGGAAUUUUUGUAAUCGCUAUCAAAGGCACUGUGAAAAUGUCAAGGAAUGAAGACUCUCUAUCCGCACGACCAGGAUGGUUCCUGAAAAGGAAAAGUGAAGCUAUUUUUAGGCAAAUGGAAUCCAUGCAUCGUCUCGCAACAACCGAAGCCCUACGCUCACUGGAUCAUGUAGAUCUCACGUUGAAAUUGGAACUAGUAGACAACAUACGGAGUAAUUUUGAGCUCACACAAAACCGCCUGGAAGAAGAAGAUCCUGACGAAUUAGACACUGAUGCUCGACAGCAGUUCUUGAACAUAUUUAUUUCAGUCAAAGGCGCCAUCACUCGCGAGCUGCAGUCCAACCGCUUAGAUAGCCAUUUACAUUCAACCACACGCAAUUUUUCGCCUCAGGACUCGCAAUCUGUGGUUGUUCUUAAGCAACCAAAAUCUUGUUUACCGGAACUGAAGUUGCCAACGUUUAGAGGCAACUACUCAGAUUGGCCACAAUUUUUCUCCAUGUUUCGCACCAUAAUUGACCGAGAAGCUGAAUUAACUAAAGUGGAAAAACUCCAACAUCUCCGCUCAUGCCUUGCAGAUGCCGCGUUGGACACCAUAAAGUCCUUAGAAAUUCGCGAAUCUAACUAUGAUAAAGCUCUUGAAUUACUAAAUAACCGAUUUGAUAACAAGCGUUUAAUUUUUCAGGCACAUAUCCGUGAGUUAUUUGGACGUGCAUUACAGACUUUAGGCAGCAUAGAACAAUUGGCCGACAGCUUGCUGAUACACAUCGUUAUGCAGAAACUUGACUCCACUACUCAAAACAUGUGGGAGGAAAAAGUGUCAUCCAAUGAGCUACCCACUUGGGAAGGCAUGGCGUUGUUCCUAGAAAAAAGGUGUCAAACUCUGGAGAAUGUUGCGUUUGCUACGCUCGGUAAGACUCCAACCAAACAGGUGAGCAAAUAUGUGAAUCGCAACAAGUCUUUUGUGGUCUCGAAGCCUGCGCAAAGGUCAUGUGUGUUUUGCAAGCACCUUGAUCACCUCAUUUAUACUUGCCCGUCAUUUGCGAAACUCUCCCCAAGCGAGCGCUGGAAAGAGGCAAAAAUUGCUGAACUUUGCCUGAACUGUCUUAAGCUUGGACAUCGAUUACAACAAUGCAAAUCCACUCACUGUUUUCGUUGUAAAGGUGCUCAUCACACCCUUUUACAUAAGGAUAUUCCAGAGCAACCCAUCCAAAAUGCCUCAUCGGCAGAAAAGUUUCCUCAACCAGGAUCAGCAGCAUCUUUGGUUUCCAUGGCGCCUCCAUGCAUAUCAAACGAGCACUCAAGCAUUAAACCAAACGAAUCCGUACUACUAGCUACCGCAACGGUGUUUGUGAAAAACAGUGUUGGAUGUUUUAUCCCCUGUCGUGCUAUUUUAGACUCAGCUUCGCAACUAAAUUUCGUUACGAGCAGGUUAUCCAACCAACUACAGUUGAAGAAAUCGAAGUUCCCAGUAGCAGUUUCGGGAAUUGGAGACUCAGAUACAACAAGCAUCCUGAUGAUCUUGCAGUUCUUACGCCGGGACAUUUUUUGAUUGGCGGCCCUUUCACAGCUACAGUAGAACCAGACAUCACUGAUCUGAAUAUUAACAGGCUCAGUCGUUGGCAGCGAAUUU